CCCUUUAUUUGUUUUACUUUUUCUUAAGCUUGCGAGAAAGUUUAGGGGAGAUCACUCCCGCUUUAUUUAGUUUUAGGCCAAUAAACGACGUUCUACUUUUACUUUCACUUGCUAGGGUGAAAAAAAUUGCAUGUGGUUCCUGUGUGUUCAAAAUAAAUCGGCUCUAAUUCUAGCUAGUAGCUAGAGCUAGAUCUAUAUCUCUAGGUCAGGUUAGCCGGUUAACAGAAUUAAUCUGAUAACGGCUUAGGUUUUGAUUAGGAUGGCAAAGUCUGGAAAGAAGCAGCAACAGAAGUCUACAAACAGCUGUAAAGAAGAGGAAAAUACAAAUGUGAAGAAAGAGAAGAAAAAAGCUAAAGCUGAAGUUAUUGAGAAUAGCCUAGCCACAAGUCAAGAUAGCAACAAAGUAGAGAAAAAUACAGAUGUAAAGAAAAAGAAGAAAAAAGCUAAAGCCGAAGUUGACAGUGGUCUAGACACAAGUCAAGAUAGCACUAAAGGAGAAAACAUCUCAGAUGUGAAGAAAGAUAAGAAAAAAACUAAAACAAAAUCUGUCGACAGUAACCAAGACACACAUCAUGAUAGCAAUACUUUGAAAAGAAAACGCGAGUCCAGUAAGGUAGACAACCCAGAACAACAGGGGACAGAACCAGCAAAGAAAAAGAAAAGCAAACAGUCCAGUGAUAGCACGUUGGGUGUGGUGGAUACUAGUAUCUUACAGCAAGCAGAAAUCAACCUUGGUCUGCCAGGGACAGAAAGUUUACCUGCAACCACGGAGACAGACAUUAAGAAAGUCAAAAAAAAGAAGAAGAAAAAUGGAGACAAAACAGCCGCAAAUGAUAGCCAGAAGCAGUCGGAUAAAUCUCGUGAUGAAAAGUGCAUCGACUACAUCAGACAGUGGAGUUCUGAUAAAGUUGCCUGGAAGUUCAACAAAUUACUUCAGACUCGUUUACUCAACGUAAUGUAUGAUGCUAAUUUGAUCAAUGAUUCAGAUUUUACCUUAGUUCUGCAGUACUUGGAGGGACUAAAGGGAAAGGCCAAAGAAAAAACAGUUGAAGAUGCACAAAAAAUUCUUAAUGAUGACAAGCAAGAUAAUAAAGAAACAUCUGGUGACAAAGAAGACAGAGCGAAGCAAAUUCUUCAGAUUUUAAGUUGAUAAUAAAUUCACAACCUUGUUAAAGAUUUUAAAUGUAAAAAAUAAACUGGAAAAAAAUGUACAUUAAAAAACAAUUGUUUAAAAUUU
This is a messenger RNA of Physella acuta, 1237 nucleotides long. RefSeq lists its product as uncharacterized. The record is from RefSeq and is a predicted model, not a curated record. NCBI's taxonomy places the organism in Eukaryota, Metazoa, Mollusca, Gastropoda, Physidae.